Ochotona princeps (American pika) is the source of this 1092-nucleotide messenger RNA. It is a transcript of the gene TCF23, whose product is annotated as transcription factor 23. The record is from RefSeq and is a predicted model, not a curated record. The transcript is spliced from 3 exons. Gene Ontology annotation, molecular function: RNA polymerase II transcription regulatory region sequence-specific DNA binding; DNA-binding transcription factor activity, RNA polymerase II-specific; protein dimerization activity. Gene Ontology annotation, biological process: developmental process; regulation of transcription by RNA polymerase II. The coding region runs from base 162 to 806 and encodes 214 amino acids. Lineage: Eukaryota; Metazoa; Chordata; Mammalia; Lagomorpha; Ochotonidae.
CAAGCAGGACUGAGUUGGCGCCGGUUUCCUCAGAUGUAGACAUAGCUAGCAGGAUGGCCGGCUGCUGCCCCAGCUAGUGGGAGCCCCCAAGGGCUCCCUACAAGAGCACUGUAUUCCUGUUGUGUGGGUUGCAGCCUGUGUGGCCUCAGAGAGGAAGUGACAUGUCCCAGAGGGAGGCCCAAGGGGCACCAGCCACACCAGAGGUGGGCCAUGGCCGGACCAAGGCCAGAGCGCGGGUACUGCCAGGCACUGGCAAGAAGAGGAGCAGCGUCAGCAAGACAAGGCAAGACCCGUGGGAAGGCGCAAGGUGGAGCGACCAGAGCUGGGGCCGGGCUGUCCCAAGCCCCCGUGGGGCCAGGGCAGGGAGCCGGGCUCCAGGCCGGAGCGAAGCCAGUCCUGAGAACGCAGCGCGGGAGCGGAGCCGGGUCAGGACCCUGCGCCAGGCCUUCCUGGCCCUGCAGGCCGCACUGCCCGCCGUGCCUCCUGACACCAAGCUCUCCAAGCUGGACGUACUCGUGCUGGCCACCAGCUACAUCGCCCACCUCACACGCACGCUCGGGCAUGAGUUGCCGGGCCCCGCCUGGCCACCCUUCCUGCGUGGACUUCGCUACUUGCACCCUCUCAAGAAGUGGCCCAUGCGAUCACGUCUCUACGCUGGAGGCGUGGCAUAUUCUAGCCUUGACUCCAUCUCUACCACCACUUCCGGCCACAGAACAAAGGACACAGAGGUGGCAUCCCAAGACUCUGAAGAGGCAGACACCAGCCUUUCCACCAAGCCACUGUCACCAGCUCUUGGUGACAAAUGAGCAGGCUCACUUGCCUUGUUCUCCCCGAAUGCAACUCUCAUGGAGGGUCUCAGACUUUGUCCCAGGUGUCUUUGGUCUUCACCGGGACCUGGGCUGUGGGCGGUGACUCGGGCUGAGUCCUGGCCAGCAGAGGGACAGGAGAGGAGCAGCAGGUGCUGCCCCAGCGGAAGGUUCCCCAAGAGGGGAAGAUGCCCACUCUUGGCAGCUGGGAGGGGCUCCCUAAUGGCUGCUCUGGGGCAGCUUGAGGACAGCGAGGGUCAGGGGCCUGACUGGGUCCACAGCUGAG